This is a messenger RNA of Lasiosphaeria miniovina, 516 nucleotides long. RefSeq lists its product as uncharacterized. The annotation marks the transcript as partial. The record is from RefSeq and is a predicted model, not a curated record. Gene Ontology annotation, cellular component: nucleolus. NCBI's taxonomy places the organism in Eukaryota, Fungi, Ascomycota, Sordariomycetes, Sordariales, Lasiosphaeriaceae. Gene Ontology annotation, molecular function: rRNA binding. The transcript is spliced from 2 exons. Gene Ontology annotation, biological process: ribosomal small subunit biogenesis.
GAAAGUGACAAGAAGACGCGCUUCAUCUGCUUCAUCGGCAACCUGCCGUUCAGCGCGACGACGGAGAGCGUGCGGGCGCACUUUGCGUCAGUGCAGCCGACGGGGGUGCGCAUGCUGACGGAGCGCGCCAACCCCAAGAAGUCGCGAGGCAUCGCCUUUGUCGAGUUUGGCCGCUUCGACCACAUGAAGACGUGCCUGGAGAAGUUCCACCACACCGAGUUUGACGACGGCCUGUCGCCCGCGCGCAAGAUUAAUGUGGAGCUGACAGCCGGCGGAGGCGGCAAGACGGCCCAGCGCAAGCAAAAGAUUACGGAGAAGAACAAGAAGCUCAAUGAGGAGCGCGUGAACCGGAUGCAGAGGGAGGAGGCCGCCAAGCUGGAGAAGGCCAAGGGCGGGGACAAGACCAAGAAGGCCGAGCCCGCGUCUGACGGCUUGACCCAGAAGCAGCGGGAACAGCAAGAACAGAACGCCAUACACCCGAGUCGGCGGAAUUGGGUCCAGCAUGCAAAGAAAUAG